AUGGCUAGCGUUCGCACAUUCCGAAAGGGCGCCGACCUGGUGGCCGCCAGAGCCUCCGCCCUCCACGCCCCCCGCGCCUCUAUCGGCUCCCCACUUCUGCGGAGGGAGCUCUCCUCCGCGGUGCGCCCUGCAACCCGCCAGGCUCCCAGCACCAGAGUUGCUACCCCGGCUGCAAUUGCACCCGUCAAGGCCCAGGCUGUCCGUUAUGCCUCUGGCUCUGCUGGCCCGCUGAGCAAGACUCAGCUGUACGACCUCCAUGAGGCCCACGGCGCUAAGAUGGUGCCUUUCGCCGGCUUCUCUAUGCCGCUGCAGUAUGCCGACCUGAGCCAUGUGGAAAGCCAUAUGUGGACUCGUGAGAAGGCCAGUCUGUUCGAUGUCAGCCAUAUGGUUCAGCACAACCUGAGCGGACCCGGCGCUCUCGAAUUCCUUAUGAAGGUGACCCCAUCCUCCCUGGAUAAGCUGGCACCCAACACCUCAACUCUGUCUUGCCUCCUGGAGGAAGGCACCGGUGGCAUUCUCGAUGAUACUGUCAUCACCCGUCGCAGCGAAGACACCUUCUACUUUGUCACCAACGCCGGCCGUCGUGCCGAGGAUCUUGCCUUCCUGCAAGCCGAGAUCGAGGCCUUUCGUGCCAAGAACGGCGCCGACAGCCUCAAGUGGGAUAUCCUUGAGGACCGCGCACUGGUCGCGCUCCAAGGCCCUCUGGCUGUUAACGUGCUGCAGUCUCUCAUCAAUACUACCGCAUCGACUGCCGAAACCGACCUGAACACUCUGUACUUCGGCAAUUGCCGCGAGCUGUACAUCACUCUCCCCGACGGCAGCGCCUCUCCCCAGCCCCUGCUCAUCUCCCGCACUGGCUACACCGGUGAAGAUGGCUUCGAGAUCUCUAUUCCUACCUCCGCUUCCCAAGCCCUGCCCCAGCAGGUAGUCGAGCUCCUCCUCACCGACAAGAACACCGUCCGUCUUGCCGGUCUGGCUGCCCGUGACUCCCUCCGUCUCGAGGCUGGCAUACUCCCCCCCGACGCUGCCCUCGGCUGGGUAGUUGGCCGCGAGCGUCGCGACCCCGCCACUGCCACUUUCCACGGUGCCUCCGUAAUCCUGUCCCAGCUUGCGAGCCCCAAGUCUCUCAAGCAGCGCCGUGUUGGUCUGACCGUCGAGAAGGGCUCCCCUGCCCGUGAGGGCGCCAAGGUCGUUGACAUCUCUGACCCCGCCAACCCGGUCGAGGUUGGUGUUGUUACCUCCGGUCUGCCCAGCCCUACCCUGGGCGGUACCAACAUUGCCAUGGCAUAUGUUAAGAACGGUCUGCACAAGAAGGGCACCGAGCUAGGUGUCCAGGUUCGGAAUAAGGUGCGCAAGGCUACUGUCGUCGGUAUGCCUUGGAUCGAGAGCAAGUUCCACCGUCCCUCUUAG
Penicillium waksmanii is the source of this 1410-nucleotide messenger RNA. Its product is annotated as glycine decarboxylase subunit T. NCBI's taxonomy places the organism in Eukaryota, Fungi, Ascomycota, Eurotiomycetes, Eurotiales, Aspergillaceae. Gene Ontology annotation, molecular function: aminomethyltransferase activity; protein binding. The transcript is spliced from 3 exons. The coding region runs from base 1 to 1410 and encodes 469 amino acids. Gene Ontology annotation, biological process: glycine catabolic process. Gene Ontology annotation, cellular component: mitochondrion. The record is from RefSeq and is a predicted model, not a curated record.